AUGGCACAGCAGAAGAGCAUGAUCCACACCGCAGGAUGCAUAAUCAUAGGCGAUGAGGUUCUAGGCGGCAAGACCGUCGACACCAACUCCGCCUACCUUGCUAAGUUCUGCUUCUCGCUGGGCAUGAACCUCAAGCGCAUAGAAGUGAUAGGAGAUGACGAGGCAGAGAUUAUAGAAGCUGCACAGAGGAUGUCGAAGAACUACGAUUUCGUUGUGACAUCCGGAGGCAUUGGGCCGACACACGACGAUAUCACGUACCAGUCAAUAGCCAAAGCCUUCAAUCUGCCAUUGAAGCUGUACGAGCCAGCGUUCGAGAGGAUGAAGCGGCUCUCGAAGCCACACCCGUCGCAACCAAACUUCGACUGGGAUACGCCCUCUCCGGCGCUCACCGCAAAGCUACGCAUGAUAGAGCUGCCAAUUGACGAGUCUAAGAACCCAGACGAGCAAGUUAUAUUCGUCGACGACAAUCUAUGGGUACCCGUCAGUGUAGUGAACGGCAACAUCCACAUUCUGCCAGGAGUUCCGAGACUGUUUGAGAGGAUGAUCGAUGGUCUGAAGCCGAUGCUACUGCCGCGGCUGACAGAUCCUGAAGGAAAAGGAGUCUAUCGGAUACUUUUCUCGACGCCGCUAGCAGAGAGUGCUGUUGCCGGUUAUCUGACUGAACUGGCCGCAAAGGCGGAGCCAAAGGGCGUUAAGGUCGGGAGCUACCCGCGAUGGGGGAAGUCACGCAACACGGUGACCCUUGUCGGACGAGACUUGGAUUUCAUGGAGAGUUUGGUACCGGAAGUUGAGAAAGGAGUGCAGGGUAAGAGAGUCAGUGUUGAAGGCGAAGAUGACUCGGACAUAGAGAAGUAG
Messenger RNA from Coniosporium apollinis CBS 100218, 855 nucleotides. RefSeq lists its product as uncharacterized. NCBI's taxonomy places the organism in Eukaryota, Fungi, Ascomycota, Dothideomycetes. The record is from RefSeq and is a predicted model, not a curated record. The coding region runs from base 1 to 855 and encodes 284 amino acids. The transcript has 3 exons.